UUCUUCAAGUUUAUUUCUAUAAGAAUCAAAACCUAAUUUUGUCAUAUUUAUGUGAUAACACCCCUUUCCUCAUACACUGGCUCUGACAUAAUCUCUUGUACUUACAUGUAGGUACUAGUUGACAUUGAUUGUGGUAGGUUGUGAGAAGUCAAAACCAUGUCACCAGGUGGAGGAGAUUAUGUAAACCUGAUGGACAUACCAAGAAGAGACGGAGAAAUGAAUGACGAAGAAGAGAGACAGAGAGAAGUUGGGUUGUUUCAGGAGAGAAUCAACAAAGGAGGCAAACCCCUAAACAUAGCAUUUAUUGGAGCAGCUGGUAGUGGGAAAUCCUCACUGUGUAAUUCAAUCAUGGCAGCCUUUUCUGUUGGUUGUUGGAGAGAGCGAGCUACAGUAGGGUAUUUUGGUGGUCUAGCUGAACAGGUCACGCAUCACUUACUGAGCUUUCCAAAAGUGGAGUAUCUAGACUUUGAUGCAUUGUAUGACUACAACUUUCCCACCCUGGUGGACAUGAAUGGCUUCGAGAACAGUUCUGAUGAUCUGAUAGAGGAACUUCUUCGCAUUGUGUUCUAUGGGAGACUGCCAGAAGAGGGAAAACUAAUAGAUGCUGUCAAAUUGGCAAAAGAGAAGGGAAUUGUGGGUUUAAGAGAGCACUACUCCCAAAACCACGAAGAUUUAAAGAUAGACAGAAUUAUAUUUGUGGCAUCAGCCAUAAGUUCACUUCCAACAUGUCUAAUGGAGGCAGUCAGAAACACAGCUCGUAAAGAGGGCAGAGUAAUUCCAGUCUUCGGGGUUUUGACACACAGAGAUGAAGUGGACACAGGUGAUGUAGAAUACAUGAAGUUGGAGACAGAAUUUCGACAUGGCCUCGGACUUCCUGAGAACCGCUUCCUGCUCUGUACGACAUACUGUGACGGUUACGAUAGAUAUGUUGGUAAAAGCCGCCUUGAUCAUAAACAUCCAGGAUUGGACAUCCCUAUUCUCAAAUUCAUGAGACAGGUUUGUGACACAGCUUCAAGAGUAAUCAAAGACAGAGCUAGCUACAACGAGGAGAGACAAGCACCCUCCUCUACAACCAAACCACCAGCAGACGACACCAAACCACCAGCAGACGACAGACAAACAAAAGAGUCCGAAGUCAGGCGUAUAAAACUGAGGAAUAUGUUUCUGAAAGGCGUGAUUAUUGCAGUUUUUGCUUGGCUUAUUCUGCUGUUGUCAUCAUACAGCGACAUGGAUGUCGUCAACAGUUGCUCCCAGCGUUGGUCAAGAUACAAUGGACAGCCUUCCUUGAUGAAGUGGAGAAUCGUUAUUUGUGUUUUCAUUGGGGCAUGCUCCAUUUUUGUAGAUUAUAUGUUUGACAAGUACUCCCAAUAAAACAGAAUACCGGUGAAUUAAGGAGAUUUUAAUUAGUUGAUUUAUGCUAGUGAAAAUUGUUUAUAAUUAUACCAGUAUUUUGACUAAUGACACCAAAUGUCUCAAAUUUAUUUGAAUAACAAUGCUGCCUAGGCUACUUGCUUGUAACAUGUACAUAUGUAGAGGGGUCAGAUGUAACAUUUUCUCAUAUUAUAACCAAUGGAAUAGUUGUUAUUCUUAAUUACGUCAUUCAGACAGUGAUAUCUUUCCGUAUAUAUUGUGUUUGUGGAGGUAUGGAGGUAAAUGGGUUCAUGUUUUGUGGAUUGAUUGAUUGAUUGUAUAUUGCUUAACAUCCCUCUCAAUUUUUUUCCACUCAUAUGGAGACGUCACCAUUGCCGGUGAAGGGCUGCAAAAUUUAAACUUAUGCUCAGCGCUUAUGUCCUUUGAGUAGGGAGGGAUCUUUAUCGUGCCACACCUGCUGUGACAUGGGACCUCGGUUUUUGCGAUCUCAUUUAAAGGACUGCCCCAUUUAGUCACCUCUUACAACAAGGAGGUAUUGAGGACCUAUUUUAACCCGGAUCCUUACGAGACCAUGCAUGCGUUGUGGUAUAGAGGUAAAUGGGUUCAUGCUUUGUUGAAGUAUAAAGGUAAAAGGGUUCAUGCUUUGUGGAGGUAUAGCAGUAAAUGGGUUUGUAUUUUGUUGAGAUAUGCGGGGUAAUUAUUAUACUGACAUAUCAGAAUUUUGUACAAUUUUAAAGGGCAAUUUUAACUUGAUGAAAUUACUAGUGUGGCAGUGUGAAAAUUUUGUAAAUAACUUCUACAUUUUCUGAUUAAAAGGAAUUGAAUUUGCAAUUGAUAAGAUUGUAUAACAUAGUUAUACUAAAACAUGCCAAAACAAUGACAAGCAGCUUUGAUUUUAUUUAAUUUCCAAUUUGAUGUAAUUAGUAUUUUCCCGCCAAAAGUUUGAUGAGCCUUUGGCGCAUUUUAUAGUCAUGUGACUUUAGACCAGGGUUGGAUUUUUUCAUAUUGUCCAGUGGAUUUGAAGUGUUCAGACGUUAGUUUUAGUUAUAAUUGGAGCUAUUUUGUGAUCAGGGUAUGUUGGGUUUUUCUUUAUUUUUAUGGAAGCAAUAGUAUCGCAGUUGGCGCUCUUAAUUAUAUUGCUAAUCUAACAAAGUGCAUGUUUAACUUUUAUUGCAGUUGCACCAAAGAAGCUUUGAUUUAUAGAUUACAUCUUUGCAUUUGAUAAAUAUCAAGUUAAAAGUCCAUAACUUUGGGCAUUUCAAUUUAUACUAUUUAUUGUGCCAUUAACUGUGCAAGAUAAUGGAUUUACAUGAAUGAAAUAUAAACACGAACUUUUAACAAGGA
Molecule: messenger RNA, 2715 nt
Organism: Ostrea edulis (European flat oyster)
Lineage: Eukaryota; Metazoa; Mollusca; Bivalvia; Ostreida; Ostreidae
Exons: 5
Coding region: 157-1371 (404 amino acids)
Source: RefSeq, a predicted model, not a curated record